Molecule: messenger RNA, 3276 nt
Organism: Procambarus clarkii (red swamp crayfish)
Lineage: Eukaryota; Metazoa; Arthropoda; Malacostraca; Decapoda; Cambaridae
Product: sonic hedgehog protein
Biological process (GO): cell-cell signaling; protein autoprocessing; multicellular organism development
Molecular function (GO): patched binding; calcium ion binding
Source: RefSeq, a predicted model, not a curated record
GUGUGGCAGGUGUUGUGGGCAGUAGUAAAAGCUACAGCUUGUGGUCAGCUGUCCGGCUGGGGUAGAGGUGUGCACCCGGGCGGAGGAGUGGCCAGGGGUGCUGAGGGCACGUCUGGGAGGAGCUAUGCCAUAACUGGAGCGGUGAUUGGCUGGCCCGUGGGGUAGACUCCUCCCACCUCGGCUACACUCGGCCACGCGCGUCCCGCCCCAAGGCUGAGGCUGCGGUGGUUUCAGUGUUUUGCUGAGCGGCGUGUGUGUGUGCCAUGAGUGAGCCAGGUCACCGGCGGGCGACCUGACCUGAUCAGUGAGUGAACCAGGCCAUCAUGGGUCACGGGGCGCGCGCGCGAUGCCACUGGUGGGGCUCGGGAACCCCACACCUGUGCUGGAAACAGGUGUACACCUGUUUGAUCAUUUUGACCGUGUUGAGUGGGUCGUUUGUGCAGUGUUGCGGGCCUGGUCGCGGCGGGGGUCGGCGGCGCUCCCCCCGCAAGCUGAGGCCGCUCGUGUUCAAGCAACAUGUUCCCAACGUGUCGGAGAAGACCCUAGGCGCCUCAGGUCUGACGGAGGGACCCAUCACCAGAGACGACCCUCGCUUCCAAAACCUCGUUCCUAAUUACAAUUCUGACAUCAUCUUUAAGGACGAGGAAGGCACUGGAGCCGACAGACUAAUGACAGAGCGGUGUAAGGAGAAGCUCAACACCCUGGCCAUCAGCGUCAUGAACCAGUGGCCGGGCGUGAAGGUGCGGGUCACCGAGGGUUGGGACGAGGAGCUCCACCACGCCCCUCACAGUCUUCACUACGAGGGCCGUGCCCUUGACAUCACCACCUCUGAUAAGGAUCGGUCAAAAUACGGGAUGUUGGCGCGUCUGGCUCGAGAGGCGGGAUUUGACUGGGUGUACUACGAGUCCAGGUCUCACAUCCACUGCUCCGUCAAGUCUGAAUCCUCAGCGGCGAGUAAGCUGGGCGGAUGCUUCCCCGGGCGAGGAGAGGUGACGACUCCGACGGGCCGGGUGCCAGUGUCAUCCAUCCGGGAGGGUGACGAGGUGCAGGUCAUGCGGCCGGAUGGCACUCUGGCCUUCAGUCCUGUCCUCAUGUUCCUGCACCGAGAUCUUCUCAUCUCCCGCUCAUUCCUCACACUCACCACCGCCAGUGGCGCAGCUCUCACCCUCACGCCCUCACACCUCAUCCUCCUGCUUCAAGGUUACCUCUCGCCCUCGCCCACGCCUACUGUAGCGGAGGCUCUGGAGCGCGGCGGUGUGGUGCUGGCGGGAAGGGUGGAGGCGGGAGACUUCCUCCUUGUUACAAGCCAUGGGAAAGUGAGGCUGGAACAGGUGGUGGGAAUUCGGCACGAAAUCGGGGAAGGAGUCUUCGCCCCUCUUACGGCUGAGGGCACGGUAGUGGUCGAUGGACUCGUAGCCUCCUGCUAUGCCGUCAUAGACUCCCAGGCGAUAGCUCACUGGGCCUUCCUGCCCGUCAGGCUGUACAGUAAUCUGAAGGAGGCAGUUCUAACUUUGCUGCGAGCUCUAGGUGCCCUCACACCCUCCUUGCCAACUAAACCAGUUAAAGCUUAUAAUGAGAGACGUUUGUUCACCGGGAGCAAUAACAGCGAGCGGUGGCGGGAGGACGCGCACACCAAGAGCGUGAAGACCGUCCACAUCCACUGGUAUCCUCGUCUCCUCUACACUCUCGCCUCCUGGCUCCUACCCGCCCACCUCGUCUAUUCCUAGUGAAGCGGCGGCUCUUGUCAUUGCGCCACGUGUAGUGAAAUAAGCGUGUGCGAAGCGCUUAGUCCGCUGUUUAGAGAAGCGUGUAGUAGCGAGGCGAGGGUUGAGCCCAGAUUGCUCGUGCUGUGCCGUGGGAAGCUUCCUGCCUGUGUUACGUCACCAACAUAAAGCACCAAAACUAUGUUGGUCGUGGAUAUGCCCAAAGCUAAAUUCUAAGCGACAAGGAUACUCCCACCUAAUUGAAUAUGUAUAGUGUUUAUGCAAAUGACUGCCAGAGUGGUGUGCGCUUUCGGAUAUCUGUGAGAACAGAAAAAUAAAACUAUUUACCACAGACUUUCCUAUGCAGCACUGAGGAGUGCUUACAGACAUCUUCAUGUUAAGCUCACGAGAAACUUAAAUACUUAAAGCUUUAGAGUGAACAUAAGAGACAUGUGAAAAUCCCUUGUGAGUGCUGUGAGAGCUUUGGUGAGCGACUUCAAGACCUGAGAACCCUGUUUAAAAGUCGAUAGCAAAAAAGCGAAGCUUGGGACUUAAUUGCGAAUUUCCGUAUUGAGGCCGGGGAGAAGUUUUCCUCACUCAUGGAAGACUUCUACACCCAAGAUGAGUGUCGCUAGUUUACAGAGGACUUCAAGGCUCGGUGAGACUGAAGUUUGGUAUAUAGACAUCGCCGCACACGACGAGGAAAGAGCGAUUUCGAAGAAGGUGGAGAGGCCCAGGCUGAAUUUAACCUGGAUCAAGGCUUGUGAUAGCCAGGGCGGCCGCUGGCGCCCGUGGCCCAGAAAUGUUAUAAUCUCAACGAAGACGUGGAGGAAUGUGGUACUCCGUACAUUAUGGAGGGUGGAAGAUGGGUGACUGCAUGUAUUUAGAAUUUACGUAUGAAUGACUGUGACUGUGUGAGUGGAGUGUUACAUGGCCAGUUAAUAGUCAGUCUCAUACAUUUACCAGUUCUCAACUUUUAAAAAUUGUGUGCCAUAGUCCAUAAAGAUGCAUUGGCUACGUGGGCAUGCUUGGUUAGUAGUGGUAAGCCCCUAUUUUGGGCCUCUUUCUCACCCACUUCAUCUCCCAAUUUGGGCCCCUCCCUACCCCACUAUGGGCCCCUCCCUACCCCACUAUGGGCCCCUCCCCACCCCAAUUCUUCAGUCCACAUUAUGUUCCUUCUCUUCCCAGCCGGCGCCACAUGCUACCAAUCCUCACUUUUCUUCUUUAGAAAUCCCCCUUCUUUCCUAGGCCUCAUUUUUCCUUACUAAUCCCCAUUCGUGACUAGUCCCCAUUCUUCCAGACUAACACAAGCUUUCCUCAGACAAUCUUUAACGUUCUCCUCAGACCAGGAAACUCCAAGUGGAAAGCUUACACAGUAUCCGGAGAAGCGUUGCGCGUCCAGUGUUUCUGUAGAGCUCCCGCGUAGCUCUCGUCAUGUUCAGUAACCGCUUGUGUUCUGUAUGGCUUCCUGUAUGAACUCCUUGUGUACAUAUGCUGCAUAAAUGUGUAUAUCAUAGUUGUAAUAAUUUACAUAGCUGUAAUUUAUGUUCUGAAUAAACUAUAUAUCGUUGUU